GAUACAUAAACAGAAAAUUUUCUAUCCGCAAGAGAUAGUUGGGUAUUUUAUUUGUUGUUGCAAUUUUAUGUUGCUGUUUUAUUCAUUUCUUUUUGGUUUUUAUUUUGUACGUAGAUAUAUUUUAAAAUUUAUAUUCUGUGUCGGUUUCCUUUUGCUGAACUUGCAAACUUGUUAUAUUUGCACACGGAUUCGGAUUCAGAUUCAGAGAUUCAGAUUCGGAAUCAAAAUCAAAAUCACAAUCGGGUACUUGAACGCUUUAAAAAACCUCCUCAUCGCACAUCAUAUAGUGUUGGCUUUCAGUUAGUGUGUCGUCCUUUUGUUACCAAAUUACUUCUUUAUAUACCUAAAUUCGUAAAACAAAAUACAAUAAAAUAAAAUAAAAUAAAAAAGACUGUAUAUAUGACCAGGAUGUGCUGAAGGUGCUGUGAAAACUGGUGUGCUGUGGAAUAUAACUACUUUAACUACUUCGUCCUUUAUUAUCAGAAGUUCGAAGUUCGACUAACUCUCUCCGCAGCCGUCGCCGCGUGUCAUAGUGUAUAAUCUGCUUUAAUUAAUUGCUAUCAAAAAAAACUACGAAAUGUCUGUUAAUUAAUAAAACUUUACCUGUGGAAAUAAUUGUCAUCUAUGUUAUUACUCGAUAUGUGGAGCUCAUCUCUAUCAUCUGGCAGAUGUCACCCUGAUGCAGAUUUGAGAUUUUCACCAUUUGCAACGACAAACCCGACAAAUUCAUCAGCAGUUGGAAUAAAUCCAACCCCGUGCGGUGGAUCUGGACUUGGACCAGGACCAGGUGUCGGAGGACUCACGGCAGCAAUGCCAUAUCUUAAGCCAGCACCCUACCUUAUGACAGUGGAUUCAUUGCACAGCAUGGGUUAUCCCACAACAAGUAUGUGCAAUAAUGCACGAAAACCGAGGCGGGAAAGGACCACCUUUACCCGGCCACAACUAGAUUUGCUGGAGAUGUUGUUCAAUAAGACAAGAUAUCCGGAUAUAUUUAUGCGAGAGGAAAUGGCACUGAAGAUUGCUUUACCCGAAUCGAGAGUUCAGGUCUGGUUCAAAAAUCGACGCGCAAAAUGUCGUCAGCUGCAGAAACAGCAACCGCCAGCCGCCAAUCUGUCAACAUCGUCGUCGUCAUCUUCGUCGGCGACAAGAAACGGGGGCAGUGGUGGCAUUCACAGCCACAGCCACAGCAACACCAAGCCCAUCCCCAAAGAUAGCAAUCGCUUGACAUCAUCAUCAUCAUCCUCGUCGUCGUUGUCUCUGUCGUCCACGUCCACAUCAGCGAUGACGACGGCCGCGACGGGAUACCACAGUAGCAGCAGUGGAGGAAACAUUUUAGGGAAUCUCACUAGAUCGGGAUUGCUUUCAUCUUUUGUGAAAGUCGCCGAUGAUAACCAUCAUCAUGUUGGAAAAGUUCGUCCUGUCGCGACGAACAAGUUGAAGGACAUGCAUUCAAAUGUCGGCUAUGUUGAUAAACUUGGCGCGAUGCCAAAUACCGCUGCAGCAGCACAUAUCAGUUCCUUAAUAGAAAGUCCCUCUCCAAGAGGGGAAGCAUUACCCCUGCCGCAUACAACUUCUCCAGUUUAUACCAAGUCGUCACAAAGCACCAAUUACACUGGGACAGGAAAUUUUCAACCUGGGGUGGCUACUCCAUAUUGCAACAACAACUCAAUUUGGUCACCAGCGGCCAUAGAAGCAACCAUGUCAUCUCCGUCAUUAGACUCCAGAGCAUCAGCAUGGAGUCCAGCAUCAGUCGUGGCUGCAGUUUCGUCGCCUACAAAUUCAUAUCAAAACUAUCAAGGCUAUUAUUCAAGUGUCGACUAUGCUGGAGCAGCUGACAACGCCAUCGAAUCCGGUUGGAUGAGACCUCGAGAAGAGAAUUGGUUUUGUGGAAAUGCAACACCCAACUGGGAUAGCAUACAACGAAGUAACAAAUAAAUUUAUUAUGAAACCUAUUUCCUUAAAUUUCAAUUUUUAUAAAACAAAAAUCCUGUAAAUAAAUAUGAAAAUGAUUAAAAAGUAAAAAAAAUGUUAUUUUUUUAUAACUUUACAUUUCGCUUUGUUUUUAUUUGUUGUACAAACUAAAUGAUAUCCUUACAAAAAACAUUUCAUUAAUAUUUAAUUAUAUUUAAUAUAAUAGGUUUUA
Molecule: messenger RNA, 2143 nt
Organism: Eupeodes corollae
Lineage: Eukaryota; Metazoa; Arthropoda; Insecta; Diptera; Syrphidae
Product: homeotic protein ocelliless-like
Exons: 8
Coding region: 625-1935 (436 amino acids)
Biological process (GO): regulation of transcription by RNA polymerase II
Cellular component (GO): nucleus
Molecular function (GO): RNA polymerase II cis-regulatory region sequence-specific DNA binding; DNA-binding transcription factor activity, RNA polymerase II-specific
Source: RefSeq, a predicted model, not a curated record